UUUGCCAAAAGAACAUGUUUGACGCGUUGUUGGUGUAUUUCCUCCUUUGUCCUGUGGGGGCGGGAGACGCGUUUACACUUCCGGAAUUGCACAACACGAAGAAGAAACCUACUGUUUUUGUUUUUAGAACUAAGUGGUCAUAAAUACAUCGAUUACACCGCCUGGGACAUUGAUCGUAUCCCAUGGUACUCCGCAGACAUGAUUUCGACGGACGCUCUUGAGCGGAAACGUUAACUUCAGCGUGAAGAGAGUUUUCUUGUUCAUUGAGCAUUAGCAGCUCAACUCUAUAAAAUCCUCAAAAUCCUCAGGGAUUAUCUAAUUUAACAAACAUAACGCUUUUCCUCAUGAGGUCUAGCUUGAAGUAAAAAACGUCAGGUUUAAUCUCCAGAAAUGGUACAGGGGGGCGUGCAGUCAAAUACUAUGUUACUUUCUGAUCAUUAAAGGGGUCAUAUUAAGUAUUUUAGCUUCUUUCCCUGACCGGGUGGGUGAUAUAGGGUUCCUAUCUAUGUAUAAAGUCCGCUAAGUUAAAGUGCGUAUUGGAAGUUAAUGUUUUUAAAAAUAUUUAUACAUAACAUUCUCUGAAAAUUGCCCUUUGAAAUUAAAAUGCAGGAUUUUAUCAGUUUAAAAACGUAUAUCGGCAAAAAUUCCAGUUUUAAAGUGACUAUUUUGAGCAAGGCUUCAAAAACCAUGUGACACGUCAAACGCGUCAUAUUACGUAGGAAUUGGUAGACGCGGUCGCUGUUGCUGCCUCAGCUCUAUGCGUAGUUGUGAGUAGUUACCGCGGUGAGCGGUCUUGUAUUUCCCCCCCCUUGUGGUUUUUGGGUUUUUCUAAUCGACGAGAUGAGGAUUUGUAUCUGUGGGGGUUGUUCCAACUCUAACCUCCUGUCCGACCAUCUCCGAUUUCACGGUUUCCCCGAUCGAAGAAAGAAUGGAGCAGGCUUUCGAGCCUGGGUGCAUUUUGUACAGGUGAAGAGAAAGGACUUUUUUUUCACCUCUGUCACUAAAUACACGUACAUUUGCGCGGCUCACUUUAGACCAGAGGACUAUGUUUCCGGGGACAUGAUGGAGUUCAAGAUGGGUUUUCGGAGCGAGAAACGAGUGAGGCUGAAAGCCGGUGUGGUUCCCUCAAUUCAUGCCGCUGCAGCCGCAGCUUCGGGCUCAGCCACCGGCGGCAGUGAAGAUCACGGACCGGUCAGAGAUUCAACGAUUCGGAAACGUAAACUGUGCACUUCACGACCGGACGCAGUUACCGGACACCACACCAUUCAAGCCCGUUUCCACGAUGCAGGAUGCCAAACUGACCCCCCACACACCGUCUCCGUGGGUACACAGACGUGGGUUUCUCCACACGGGGUCUCGGAUGGGACACAGCCUUACAGAGAGGCAACGGUGGCUUGUCCCAGAGUGGGCCCUGAAACCAUGUCCGGUUUCCGAGAUCUCCCACUGUCUCCCUCCCCUAUCGGAGCCCCAGUUUUCAGUCCGAGCAAUAGACUUUGUAUGGAGAUGGAAGUGGAAGUCCCUAUAACAGAGUUCAAAGUGGAGCCCCUUGACUCAUCAUCUAACCCCGGCAACUCUGUUGUGAAAGAGGAGCCAGACAGUUUGGCCACGCAUGACAAUGCAAAAUACAUAGUAUUCGAAGGCUGCCUCAGAGAGCUGUUCGACAGCUGCCCGGUGUGCAGGGGACAGUGUGAGGUCCAGCGGCGACGCCGUGGGACCUACGUGGCAUUCAGUCAGCAUUGCAGACACUGUCGUUACUCAAGAGGGUGGCAGAGCCAGCCCAUUGUUGGAAGCACCCCCCUCGGCAACCUUCAGCUUUCAGCUGCCACAUAUCUUACUGGUGCAUCCUUCUUCAAACUGGCCAGGAUCUUCAAGGCCAUGCAGCUUCAGACCUUCAACCAGGACACCUUCAGGAGGCACACUCAGUGUUUCCUGGAGCCGGCUGUUGUCCACAAAUGGAAAAAGGAACAGCAGAUUCUGUUUCAGAAGCUACACCAGCAGGGAAAGGUUACAGUCUGUGGAGGUAUGCGAGCAGACUCUCCAGGGCACAGUACAAAGAUCAGCACCUAUAGUCUUAUGCACAUGGAGAGCAACACCAUAAUAGACGUCCAGCUGGUCAAGAGCAAUGAAGUAGGCGGUAAUGACCACAUGGAGAUGGAGGGAAUGAAACAAAGCCUUGACCUUCUGGAGCAGAACGGUGUAGAGGUGGACUACAUGGUAACUGAGCGUCAGCCACAGAUUCUGAAUCAUCUGAUGGAACGCAAGAUCCCACAGUUACAUGACGUGUGGGUCUUGGAGAAAGAACACUUCCAGUAUCUCUUUUGUUUUGGUUCUGUGGUCAAAGUGGAUAAGAUACUCCACAACGAAGCGGUCUUCUGUGAUGUGGUGCAGAUGAGUCAGCACAACCAGACCUCCUUCCUGGAGGCCUUCCACAGCCUCAUCCAGAGUUUCGCACCCCAGAAGGUGGAUCUCCCUUUCAUGGGACUGUUGUGCAGGUUGUACUUGGCGAUCAUGCACUACAAUGAAAAUGCGGAACGCAAGCAAGCUGGAACACAUCCCGGGCCAGCUGUCCUCAAAACAGACCCCACUUACAACUAUGUGGAUGCACUGCUCAAGCUUGUCUUUGAGGAGGUGGUUGAGAAUCCAACACCAUUUGUUGACGAGUUGAAGUCCAUCCCCGUCCCUGACCACGCAUAGGCCCAGUACGCGGAGGACGACGUGGGACCAAUUUUGGUAAUACAAUGCUGUCGACCAAUUGGGGGCCGUGCAGCACCAGCUGACCUGCACUGCCAUGGUGAUGCCAACUCCAACGGGGCCUACAUGGCGAUAGGCCACUUGCAGUAUCUCCUAAAGAACAGUGUUUGACUGCUUUUAGACUUUACAGAUUUGUACUGGCCUUGUAUUGUUGUAUUGUCGAAUUUGUUUUCAGAUUGCAUACUACUACCAGUGAGCUCUGGAUCAUCCAGACACCUGCUAGAAACUGGUCUGAGUUUAUAUCAGUUUUCUUCAAAUAAAACAAAUUCUCAAAAAGCCAAAGCCUUAUAAACAUGAUUGUAUUUAGAAAUGUCAAACCGUACUGUCCGAUGUCAUCAUCCACGCCACCCACUGGGACUCCCUGAUUGGCAGACAGAAUUGUGUUCAGAGCCAAGACGCCAUCGUCAGGCUGGUGGCAGACUUAUAUCUGGAGGUAAAACUGGAGAUAAUACAAUAGGCUCCCAUGGUUAUUAUUGCCUUUGCUAGGACUUACAACACGGUUCUCCAGAACUGUCAACCAACAGCUGUCACUGCUGCUCCACCCAGACGCUGGUUGUUAUCAGGUCGGAGGCUUAGUUCGGAUCGCAACUCACGUGACAUUAAAUUGCAUAAAUACGAUGUUCUAUGCUGAUUGGUUGAUUAAGACUUGGUUGUGGAUCUCCAUGUGAGACUGGACGCCCUCCCGGAAUAUUGAAGCUGGCACGAGGUUGAUAGCACUGCAACAUAAACCUCCAGUAUGUACAGAUGACGGCACAACACCAUUUUAUUAAUGCAAGUUUUCAAUAGGAUCCAAAUGAUAUAUGCUUUAUUGGUCACACAAAAUAUAACGGGACGCACUUUUUUUCGCACAGAGCCCCUGUUGGGUGCGGUGUGUAUUUUUUUGAAUUAUUAUUUAUUGUUUGAACUGCACAGUAUGCCAUAUGUUCACGUUUUUAACAAGAAACAAAUACAAAUACUCACACUAAGAACCAAACACUCUGCUAGCAGUCUUUGUCUUGCUAACAUCAACGGGUGUAAAGGGAUGAAAGGUUGAGCGCCUCGCCGUGGGCCCAUGCGGCCUGUUGGAUUGAUUUAGCCCAGAAAGUAUAACAGAAACUAUAAGGGAGAGGGGUACACGUAAGACAAUGGUUACAAUAACAUUCAACAAGGCAAUACAAAUCUAAACAGGACCGCAAAAAACCUUCAACACCAAAAACAUACGUUUGAUAUAUAAAAAAAUACCACGAUGAAAGAAAAACAAGAACAUGGAGGGAUGCAAAAGCAAUUGUCUUGAUUUAAAAUUGAUUAUUUUUUUCUUCUUCUACUUUUCAAUCUUUCUGAUUAAGACAGAUUUGUCCUUUUCCUGAGUCAGUAAGAGAUCAUGUUCUCAUGUUUUUUGUUUUUUUCGUCUCCGAAACCUUUCGAGCCUGAUUGCCUGGCUAGCUGACGCUGCAAAGAAUUGGGAAUUUACAAACCUUUAGGUAGGAGAUGCUAACUAAACGCUCAAUGUACUGAAGUUCAAUUCAAACGAGCCCGAUAAAUCACAACAGCAAUUGUUACU
Messenger RNA from Gadus chalcogrammus (walleye pollock), 4291 nucleotides. RefSeq lists its product as uncharacterized. The record is from RefSeq and is a predicted model, not a curated record. Bases 841 to 2694 code for a protein of 617 amino acids. NCBI's taxonomy places the organism in Eukaryota, Metazoa, Chordata, Actinopteri, Gadiformes, Gadidae. The transcript is spliced from 12 exons.